Molecule: messenger RNA, 990 nt
Organism: Cynocephalus volans (Philippine flying lemur)
Lineage: Eukaryota; Metazoa; Chordata; Mammalia; Dermoptera; Cynocephalidae
Exons: 5
Coding region: 361-990 (209 amino acids)
Source: RefSeq, a predicted model, not a curated record
AGUCACCCGUGAAUCAGCCGCGCCGCCGAGCGCCAAGCCGCCCUUCGGCCACAGGCGGGUCCAGGUGCUGCGGGGACCCAGGCGCCCGGCCUCCAGACCCUCGGGCCACCCAGAGCAAGGACGCCUGGCCCGCCUACCUCACGGGGCCCUUAGCACCAGCCGCCUUGUGCAAAGGUGGGGCAAAGGCAGGUGACGGCCAUCGAUGUGAACGGCCCACGGCCACAGGUCUGAAGCUCAGUUGGCCCAGGCACCACCGCGUCCACCUCGGGACAGGGACUGAGGAAGAGUAGCCUCAAAUCUGGCAGUUUGCCUCUGGGAGAUUUCCAGCCUGACAUCUGCAGCCCUGUGGUUCCAGGAAGGAUGGUUCUCACACUAAAGAAGACGUCUGUGGGAUUGAGUGGACUCCACAUAGCAGAGCCUGGAUGCUGCCAACAGCCCCCAGAUUCUCAUCCUCUUGGCUUCCUCACACCAGUGUCCAGCCAUCAGUGCCAGGGAAGGAGUCCAGUUGUCACUGCCUGGGGCACAUGCCCACUCCUUGAGCCAAUCCUCUUGUCAGGGCAACACCAGGCCUGGGUCACCUGUCCACUCCUGGGGUGGGUCUGCUACUGGAGGAAGCAGUUUGGUAAAGUAGUGGGCAGAGAGAAAGAUGUUUCCUGCCUUGUGAAGCUGACCCUCUCUGAAAUUCCUGGCUUCAAAAUAUGGGGAAUUUCCAAAAGAAAGUCAAGCCAAAACCUGGCCUUGGUUAAUAAUAAAGGACUCUUUCUUUUGCUUUUGACAGGAAAUGACCUGGGGCUCUCCAGCAGCCUACAACAUGACCUAACUCAAAAUGACGAACUCAUCCGGGAAUUCAACUACAAAUAUCGAGAGGGUGAAGUUAGCACAAGGGACAAACUCAAAAGACAGCACCUUCAGAAGCAGAUGAAGCUGGACCCAUGCCAGGUCCGUGUUCAUGGCACCCAAAGUUACAGGCAGGUAAUUUACCCUAAGUAA